GCCCGAACUGGCAGUAAAUACGUCACUGGUGCGCGUCCACGUUCUUUCUCUCGUCCUAAAGAUGGCGGCAGGGACUCUGUACACGUAUCCAGAAAACUGGAGAGCCUUCAAGGCUCAAAUUGCAGCCCAGUACAGCGGUGCACGCCUCAAGGUGGCCAGCAGCGCCCCCGCCUUCACCUUCGGACAGACAAACCGUACCCCUGCCUUCCUCAACAACUUCCCCUUGGGCAAGGUACCAGCUUUUCAGGGCGACGACGGCUUCUGUCUUUUCGAGAGUAAUGCCAUUGCUCACUACCUGAGCAAUGAGGCCCUGCGUGGCAGCAGUCCCCAGGCCCAGUCCCAGGUGCUUCAGUGGGUAAGCUUCGCUGAUGCUGAAAUCAUCCCUCCAGCCUCUACGUGGGUCUUCCCCACUUUGGGAAUCAUGCAGUUCAACAAGCAGGCAACAGAGCAGGCCAAGGAGGAGAUGAAGAAGGUUCUGUCUGUCCUCAACCAUCACCUCAACACCAGGACCUUCCUGGUUGGAGAGAGAGUCAGCCUGGCUGAUAUCAGCGUGGCCUGUAGCAUGAUCUGGCUCUAUAAACAGGUCCUUGAGCCUUCCUUCCGCCAACCUUUCCCCAACGUGAACCGCUGGUUCCAGACCUGCGUCAACCAGCCCCAAUUCAAGACCGUGCUCGGAGAGGUCAAGCUCUGCGACAAGAUGGCUCAGUUUGAUCCCAAGAAGUUCUCUGACAUGCAGCCCAAGAAAGACUGCCAUUCCAAGAAAGACGCUCCCAAGAAAGAGAAAGCUGGAAAGGAGGGAGGCAAACCUCAGGAGAAGAAAAAGAAGGAAGCUGCCCCUGCCGAGGAGGAAAUGGACGAGUGUGAGGCAGCUCUGGCUUCAGAACCCAAAACAAAGGACCCUUUCGCUCAUCUGCCAAAGAGUGCGUUUGUCAUGGAUGAGUUCAAGAGGAAGUACUCUAACGAGGACACGCUGACUGUAGCCGUGCCCCACUUCUGGGAACACUUUGACAAGGAGGGCUACUCCAUCUGGUACGGCGAGUACAAAUUCCCCGAGGAGCUUACCAUGACCUUCAUGAGCUGCAACCUCAUCAUGGGAAUGUUCCAGCGACUCGACAAACUCCGCAAGAACGGCUUUGCCAGCGUGAUCCUGUUCGGAGGGAACAACGACAGUAGCAUUUCUGGAAUCUGGAUCUUUAGGGGACAGGACUUGGCUUUCACUUUGUCUGAUGACUGGCAGAUUGAUUAUGAGUCGUACGCCUGGCGCAAACUGGACCCCGACAGCGACGAAACCAAGACCAUGGUCAAGGAGUACUUUGCUUGGGAGGGAGAGUUCAAACACGUGGGAAAACCCUUUAACCAGGGCAAGUGCUUCAAGUGAGCAGCGUGGAGGAGGAUGGCACCAUGACCCCUAUACGUCCGACGCUAUACAUCAACACCUUAACCUAAAGGACAUUCAACCACCUUAAAACUACACUUGGACCUUCUCAAACUGAUCUUCAGUUGGAGUGGAUUGUGUCGCAAUGGUUCAACAAAAGUACUUGUUUUGAGUUGACAAAUAAACAUGUUUUCCACAA
Molecule: messenger RNA, 1574 nt
Organism: Oncorhynchus keta (chum salmon)
Lineage: Eukaryota; Metazoa; Chordata; Actinopteri; Salmoniformes; Salmonidae
Product: elongation factor 1-gamma-like
Biological process (GO): translational elongation
Cellular component (GO): nucleus; cytoplasm
Molecular function (GO): translation elongation factor activity
Source: RefSeq, a predicted model, not a curated record